Molecule: messenger RNA, 2010 nt
Organism: Lycium barbarum (goji berry)
Lineage: Eukaryota; Viridiplantae; Streptophyta; Magnoliopsida; Solanales; Solanaceae
Exons: 2
Coding region: 1-2010 (669 amino acids)
Source: RefSeq, a predicted model, not a curated record
AUGCUAGAUCCAAUUGAGGGGAAAAUUAUUAGUUUUCUUCAUGGAGAGCCAACCAUCACUUACACAAAGAAAGAGUUUGAGAAACUUUCUAUCAGACAAAACUUGCCAUUUGCUGGUGUAGCGAAAUUUUCUUAUGUAAGGCCGUAUCUGAAUGAGUUGAGGAAGAUAUUGCCGAUUCAAUUAGAGAUCAAAGGAACUUGCCCCAUGGGCUACUUGGAUGAGAGACGCAUACUGCUUAGACUUUCAUUAUUGGAGGAUUAUGCAACUUUACUGUCGAAGGCAUGUGAAUUAAAGGUGCGGAACAGAUACUUUCCUAUUAGAUUCUUGAAAUGGGACCCAUGGUUCAAUCCCGAGGAGGAAACAACCAUAGCCAUUGCGUGGAUUUCAUUUCCAGGGCUGCCAACAAACUUAUUCGACAAGGAGUCAAUGUUUUCCCUUGCAAGUGCAGUUGGAACACCACUAAUAAUAGACAAAGGCACUCACAAUCGAACAAGACCUAGUUGUGCGAGGGUUAAAGUUGAAGUUGAUUUACUAAAGGAACUUCCUAAAAGGAUUCAAAUUAAUUGUGUGGAUGCAGAGACAGGAGAAGUGAAAUCAAAGUGGCAAAAAAUUCAAUAUGAUUAUCUGCCAAAAUAUUGCACACAAUGCAAGUUGCAAGGUCAUGAUUUAAAUGGAUGUUGGGUAUUACAUCCGCAACAUAGAACAAAAAAGGAGGAGCAAAGGGAUGAAAAGAAAGAAUUAGAGAAAGGAAAAGCAAAAGAAGAAAGCAGCAAACAAAAUGGGAAGCAGGACAGCAAGGAGGCAACACAUAAUGGGGUAUACAGAAAUGGAAAAUUGGUAUAUGAAAAUUGGAAUGUGGUUCAAAACAGGAAAAAUAAGGGCAAUGGCAAGGAAACAGAACAACAAAGAGGUAAUAAGGCCAAGGAACCAACAACCACAAACAAGUUUGGCACACUGGUGGAUUUAACUGAGGAAAUGCAAGAAGAAACCAACAUGGUCAAUAAAAGUAAUGGUGAUCUAAAGGAGACUUCUAGGCCUUGGGUGGAUAAAGUUUUUCGCAAGAUGGAUGACCAAGCCAAUGAUAUAGAGAAUAGUAGUAAAGAAGAUGCAGUGAAAGUCAACCAAAGUAAUGAAGGCAACAGCAAAGAGAAGAGUGACAGUGCAAACAGUGAUGAACAACAAGGGAACACAAGCAAGGAACAGCAGACAAAUUUAAAAGGAAAGUCACACAGCAACAUAGAGGAACAGGAAGUAAAUACGCAGAACAGUGAAUGUCCAAGGGAAGCAGCAGAAUGUCCAGUACAAUUCAAUAAUCAGCAGCAGGUGCAAAAGUUCUCACCAAUUGAGACUGAAGAUUUUAGGCACUGUAUUGAUGCUUGUCAAUUGAUGGAUCUUGGAUUUACUGGGAGUAUAUUCACUUGGUGGAAUGGAAGGUCAGAUGAGGCUUGCAUUUUUAAAAGAUUGGAUAGGUGUUUAGGGAAUCAAGCUUUGCAAAACACAUAUCCAAAUCUUCAAGUGGAGCACCUUAUCAAGCAAGGAUCAGAUCAUAACUCAUUGUUGAUAAGUUUGAAACAAGACAGUGGACCAAUUCAAAAGGCUUUCAGGUUUUUAAAUUUCUGGGUGGAGCAUGCUAACUUUUUGGAAGUGGUGAAAAAUAAUUGGGACCCAAACUACAACUCAGACCCCUUUUAUAACAUUCAUCAGAAGUUAAAAAAGGUGAGCAAGGCCCCGUCCAUUUGGAGCAAGGAAGCUUAUGGAGAUAUUUUCAGACAAAUUGCUACUUUAGAAGAGGUGGUACGAAUUCACGAGCAAGAGCUCGAACAACAUCCCAGUGAAAAGUUUUGGAAACAGAAGGCAGGGAUGCAGUGGUUUAAAGAUGGGGACAGAAAUACCAAAUUUUUUCAUGCUCAUGUUAAUGGAAAAAGGAGAGAUUACAACUUCAGAGAAUUCAAGAUAGUGUGGUGGAGCAUGGCUGGAAACAGAGGAAGACAUAGAAGGAGAGGCUAUUAG